AUGUGUCUACCGAGUAAGGUGCAGGGCUACACCGUUCAAAAGUUAGCAGUGCUAGUGGGUAAUCUACUCAAUUGGAACUUGGGCCUGACCUUAGGAAUAACGCCGUCUCACACUCGACUCUACGAAUCAGUGGAAAGCACGCCGCUUAGGCGUGCGAUUACAUCGGAUGAGUCGACAUGGAUGACCGGAAGUCUUUUCCUUUCUGCAGCCAUUGGAUCGUUAGUUUUGGGUUUGGUGUCUGCGAAAAUUGGACCAAAAUCAGCAAUGCUUUUAAGCGGACUGUUGCAAAUGGCUAGCUGGUUCUGUGUCCAUUUUGCAUAUGACAUUUUGCACAUUUACUCAUCACGAAUUUUUGCUGGCAUCGCAGCGGGAGCAGCGAUUACUAUUUUGCCUCUGUACAUUGAUGAAAUUGGACAAACAACAAACUCAAAGGCAUCCCUAACGAUCUCAAUUGAAUGUUGGCGUGCUUUUGGAAUUCUCAUUGGUGUCACCUUAGCGCCAUAUUUGCAAUAUGAAUAUAUCCCCAUUAUUGGUAUUUUAGCAUCGCUUGCCUUCUCGAUGGUGUUCCCAUUCGUCCAAGAGAGUCCCUACUAUUUUUUGAGAAAAGGAAAUACGUCAAGCUUUGAGAAAUCGUUGCGAUGGUUCCGUGGCAUUCGUAGCCUCGAAGACCGUCAAAGUGCUGAAUUUGAACAGGAACUGACACAGAUCAAAAAUGGUGCGGGGGCUGAUACAAUACAAGUAAACAGAAUAUGCUCGUUGAAUUCGCAGUCCGUCUGUAGUCCAAUGGGAAUCUUUUUCUUGGCUGUGGGUUCUCAACUGGGAGGAAUACUUGUAGUGCUGCAAUUGUUUACAUUUUCAUUACAACUUCCAAAAUUGUCCACGGAUGAUGGCAUAAUAGUUAUAGCAAUAACCUAUUUCAUUGGAACCCUCAUAGCGAUGGGCAUCAGUUCAUCAAACCGCAGAGUUCUGUUGUUUGUUACAUCUCUGGGUUCAGCAUUAGGCUUUUUGGCAUCGUCCUUAGUUCUAACAUAUGGACGACGAUGGGACAUAGAUGAAGACGUAAUACCAUGGAUAGCGUCUCUUCUGCUCGCAGUACAUUCUCUUUUAGCCAGCGUAGGAUUUGUAUCGUUUUCAACAACUGUAGUAAUGGAAAAUAUUCCAAAGAGGCUCCAAAAUAAACUUUUAAGUUUAAUUCAUUGCAUUACAUGGUUGACCGUGUUCCUUGUCAUACAGUACUAUGCCCAGAUUGUAAGCAGAACUUCUUUGGCAGGAUUACUGCUGCUACUGGCUAUUGCAUGUGCUCAUAUCUCGGCAUGCUCUCCAUUUUUGUACUCUGGAAAGAUUUAUUCAAAAGAAAUUAAACUGAAGGUUAAUGGACAAUCUAUGUCCAAUGGAAAUUUUACAAACACCCAGAUAUAGAAUUGAUCAACAAAGAAAUUUAAAUAUUUAUAUUUACUGUAACAUACA
Stomoxys calcitrans (stable fly) is the source of this 1467-nucleotide messenger RNA. RefSeq lists its product as uncharacterized. Gene Ontology annotation, molecular function: transmembrane transporter activity. Gene Ontology annotation, cellular component: membrane. Gene Ontology annotation, biological process: transmembrane transport. The record is from RefSeq and is a predicted model, not a curated record. NCBI's taxonomy places the organism in Eukaryota, Metazoa, Arthropoda, Insecta, Diptera, Muscidae. Bases 1 to 1419 code for a protein of 472 amino acids. The transcript has 6 exons.